Messenger RNA from Diprion similis, 1634 nucleotides. Its product is annotated as E3 ubiquitin-protein ligase RNF14-like. Lineage: Eukaryota; Metazoa; Arthropoda; Insecta; Hymenoptera; Diprionidae. The transcript has 4 exons. Gene Ontology annotation, biological process: protein polyubiquitination; ubiquitin-dependent protein catabolic process; positive regulation of proteasomal ubiquitin-dependent protein catabolic process. The coding region runs from base 73 to 1497 and encodes 474 amino acids. Gene Ontology annotation, cellular component: cytoplasm; ubiquitin ligase complex. The record is from RefSeq and is a predicted model, not a curated record. Gene Ontology annotation, molecular function: zinc ion binding; ubiquitin protein ligase activity; ubiquitin conjugating enzyme binding.
UGCAAAAAUUUGAUAUCCGCCAGUGGCGCGAAAGUCUAGUAUUGUUAUUGUAAACGAACUGGUAAAACGAACAUGGCAGCUGACAAAGACAGACGGGAGGAUGAAAUCGCGUCGCUGGCUGAAAUCUAUGAAGCAGAGGAGUUUUCCUGCAUCAAAAAGGAGGAUUCGGAUAGUGCAGUAGAGUGCAGGCUAAGCGGGCUCUUCAGUUUGCCAGAAAAACUGCUGAAAGUGAAAUAUUUGAAUCUUAAUCUACAGCGCAAGUGUCCGUCGUUGCCCUACUUGAAAUUUUUUGUACGACACCUGCCGCCUGCCAAUUUAUUUGUUACUUUCCCCUCCAAUUAUCCCUCGGAAAAUUCGCCCAGCUUCAGAAUCUCUGUCUCCUGGUUACCGAUCUGGGAAACUUCAAGAAUUUGUCAGAAACUUGAUGAACUGUGGUUGGAAAAUAAGGGAAAUGAAAUCCUCUUUAUAUGGAUGAAUUUUUUGAAGUUUGAGCUGCUCAGCUUCUUGGAUAUUCGUUAUUGUCUUGAUAUAUCUUUGAUCUUUACAGCUUUUGAGGACCCUGAAGAGUACUUAAACUCUGAUUUGCUUGACCUAUCUGAUCCCAGAGCGGUCAAUGAUCACAUUUUUUUGAACCCUAAAGUGUAUCUGACCAAGUACGACGUUCAUCGUCACCGCAUUCACUUUCACAGCAGUUUUUACACAUGCAAAAUUUGCUUCAACGAAAUUUCAGGCAGACAUUGCUUAGAAAUGAACAGAUGCAGUCAUAUUUACUGUAAGGAUUGCAUGAGGCAAUAUAUCAGCUUAAAAAUAAGGGAGGGUCAAGUUAACAUCAUAUUUUGUCCUGAAUACAAAUGCAAGGCAGAAGUAACGCCUGAUCAGAUCAAGGAACUCGUGUCUCCUGAGAUUUACGAGAAAUAUGAACACUUGCUCCUGAAAGUCACACUCGACUCGAUGAGCGAUAUCAUUUAUUGCCCACGCUCAAGCUGUCAGUAUCCAGUCACUACAGAUGGCGACGACACUCUUGCCACUUGCGCAAAUUGUUUUUAUAGUUUUUGCGCCUUUUGCCGUAAGGUGUAUCAUGGCGUUGCUCCUUGCACAAUGAAUUCUCAGGAACAGAUGAAACUCAUUGUCGAAUAUCAGACUGCCAAUUGUGAACAGAAAAAGUUGCUGGAGAAAAAAUAUGGGCGUAAACAGUUACAAAUUGUUGUAGAAAAACAUUUGACUAAUUCGUACUUGAAGGAAUAUACUAAACCAUGUCCGAACUGCUUGGCUCCAAUAACUAAGAUUGAGGGAUGUAAUAAGAUGAUUUGCGGUCAUUGCCAAGCACACUUCUGCUGGCUUUGUGGAAAGCAUUUAACUGGAUCAAAUCCUUACGAACACUUUGAUACGGCUAACAAUCCCUGUUACGAACGGUUGUUUGAAGGUAUGGACAUGACGGUAGAUAUUUUUGAGGAUGACAUUGAGGGAGAGGAGAUAUGGGAGGAAUUUCCUGUUUAAUAAUUUCCCCCAAAUUGCUUGAGAGUGGGGGAUGAGCUGUAAAGAGCUUAUAUCUGCAGCUUUUGGAUAAAUUGUACUUAUGCCAGCAAAUAAUAAGAUUAAGAGAAUAUGUGUUUUUUAGUUAUUUUUGUCUGUUU